Messenger RNA from Penicillium pulvis, 1988 nucleotides. RefSeq names its product universal stress protein family domain protein. The coding region runs from base 1 to 1983 and encodes 660 amino acids. The record is from RefSeq and is a predicted model, not a curated record. Lineage: Eukaryota; Fungi; Ascomycota; Eurotiomycetes; Eurotiales; Aspergillaceae. The transcript has 4 exons.
AUGUCGUACCACUCUGUACGCAUCUCCCCCUUACCUCCAGAGAAUGUGUCAGGGGAACAACCAGCUACCCCAGAACAACGAUCGUCCCCUUCCCCGCCGAAAUCAUCACACAAAGACCCGAAAUCGUCGCUAAGUCGCGCCGUCCAGAACUUGCUCAGCACCCCGCAGUCUGCAAGGGGUGCGGGCACUGUCAGCGGGGUUGUCAUAUCUUCACGAGACCGUGGCACUCGCAGUCCAGUCGAACCUCUCAUUUCAUCUCCACUACGUAUUAGCUCAUCCGCAAUGGCGUCUGCUCCAAGCUCCCCCGAAAGACAUAGGGCGGACCCUGACGAUCCGCCCCGGAGAUUAUCCGACCAAUUUACAAGAGAGAUGGACCGACGUCCUUCAACGGCACCAGCUGGAGGACAGGAGGAGGAGUUGAGACCGGUGACCGCUCCGGCUAGUCAGGAACACGCAGUGUCCAAGAAACAUAAACCGCAAGGCCGGAGUGCGAUGGCUGCAAUGAUGUCGGGUUUGGAAUCUCGGUUGUUUCCUAAGAGUUUUACUCGUGGGCGAGAUUCGAGCCGCGGAUCCAGUCGGCGUGGCUCGUCCGCGGACUCUAGGUCUCCCUCAGCAGGCUCAAGGUUGGAUAGAUCUAUCUCCCCGGGCACCCGGGUCUCACAGCUCGGCGAGUCCGGGACGGCCGCAGAAGGGAAGUCGACGGAGAUUAAUUACGACUCGGUGCACAGCAAAUCAGAGGAGGCUUUGUCAAAGUUAUCUGGAAGUCCUCGUCUCCCGGACUAUAUCAAGCCGACCGAGGAGGAGUCUGGCGAGCGUCUGGCGAAGGAUGUCUUUGACAGCGACAAAAAUCUCAUUGAAAGCAGUGAGGAAGACGAUGACGUUUCAAGCGAUGAUGAGAACAUUCCUGGUGUACAGGUGGUCCACUCGCGAGGCCGCAAGAAGAAUCCCACAGACAUCAGCUCCAUCAGUCCCAGUGACUUCAAGCCGAAGGACAAGUCCCAAGCUACGGAAGCGCAAACACCGAGCUCCAAACCCGGCGAUACCAGGGGAAAGAAGCCUAGGAAAUCGGCAUUGAAGGCGGUGAUUCAUCCCCAGACAAGUUUCGACAUCCCAACCCCAGCUACACAAUCAGUGGCUGGCACGCCUUACGGAUCAGAGGAUGAAGCAGAACGAGAUGAAAUUCACCGUGCGCAGCAACUUGGCAUUUCAUUGUCUGCCAUUGACAACCGUGUUCCCAAUCGGUCUAUUCGCACGAUCAUUCGUGGUGACUUUGCGAGCCUUCAGGAAGAGGCCGACGGUGGGCGCCGUCGACAACGGAAAUACUUGGUUGCUACCGAUCUGAGUGAAGAAUCAGUUUAUGCUCUAGAAUGGACCAUUGGAGCCGUUCUGCGAGAUGGAGACACCAUGUAUGCGCUGUACGCAAUGCAUGAAGAUGCCAAUACCUCUUCUGUGCAGGUUGGUGAGGGAGCCAAGGCCAUGCAAGAUGCUGCUGCUGUCGUGGGGAGCCAGACAAAGGAAGCCACCCAGAACUCUGGGCGAUAUAUUCUGGGUCGCCUCGGUCCAGGAACUACUAGCAAAUCGAGCUCUGUCGAUGCUCGUGCAUCGUCGCUUGCAGAAGCGGAGCGGGUCAAAGCAGUCGAAACAGUUUCUAACACGUGUGUGAAACUGCUGCGGAAGACACUUUUGCAAGUUCGCAUCGCGGUGGAGGUGAUUCACUGUAAAAGUCCCAAGCUUAUGAUCACUGAAGCCAUUGACGAGCUUGAGCCUACUCUUGCCAUUGUUGGCGCCCGAGGCCAGAGCGCCCUGAAGGGUGUACUUCUUGGUUCAUUCUCAAAUUACCUACUCUCCAACUCAUCUUCUCCUGUCAUGGUUGCCCGCCGCAAGCUCAAGCGACACCCUUCCAAGGGUAGACUUAGCAAGGACCUGCGUUUAAGCAACAAUCUCAAAACCCCAAAAAGCCUCACGCAAGCCAAGGUGGACUGAGCAUG